Messenger RNA from Rhodotorula graminis WP1, 2346 nucleotides. RefSeq lists its product as uncharacterized. The transcript is spliced from 13 exons. The record is from RefSeq and is a predicted model, not a curated record. NCBI's taxonomy places the organism in Eukaryota, Fungi, Basidiomycota, Microbotryomycetes, Sporidiobolales, Sporidiobolaceae. The coding region runs from base 1 to 2346 and encodes 781 amino acids.
AUGCCACCGAUCGUCGCCGGCAGCGCGCCGCCCGACAAGAUCCGCAACCUCGCCUCGAUCCUCCCCAAACUCGCCCUCGGCGACGACGUGCCCACGCACCUGCGCCCGCUCAAGACGCUCGCGACCCCCGCCCUCAUCGCCAAGGAGGUGUCGCUACCCGGCGGCCAGGCCGCUUCCCCCAUUCUCCUCCUGCGCGGCGUCGUCGGCGUCAAGGCCUCGCAGGACCACCCCGAGAUCGGCCGCCUCGCCCACACGCUCGACAAGACGCUCACCAGCAUCUACGCCCUGCCGCUCCACGAGCGCAGCCUCAAGAACGACGAGAUCGUCUUCCUGCAGAAGGCGUUCCACGAGUGCAUCAAGGCCAACCUGUUCAAGUUCGACGACCUCAAGGGGAUGAUGUCCAAGUACGCCGUGGCUGCGCACGAGCACGCCGUCCUCGACGCGCACAAGGACCUGCGCCACGCCAUCAAGAAGGAGGACAAGAAGGAGGAGAAGCACCGCGACCAGGAGCACGCCGUCGCACAGCAUGUGCGCGCUCUCGGUGCCGUCGAGCCCGAGAUCGAGCCGAUCGUGUACACCAAGGCCGAGCAGAUGGCGGGCGCCGUCCUGUCGCUCCUCAACGUGUACCUGCGCCGCAAACGGUACGCGCCGUACUAUUCGGCGAUCCUCCCGGCCCAGUCGGUCAACGACAUCGGCAAGUACGACGGCAAGCGCGCGAGCUACGUCAUCAAGCCCGGUCACGAGAAGGACGUCCUCGCGACCCUCAAGGAGAUCACGGCGGCCAACGGCAUGGGCUCGCUCACCAAGGUCCUCCUCGUCGAGAUCGUCUCGAGCAUCGGUCGCACCAAGGAGCAGGUCACUGCGGCUGCCGCCGCCAAGAAGAAGCUGAGCCCGCUCGACAAGCUGGCGCGCGACUACAUCGAGGUCGCAGCCGGCCACGUCUCCAAGGUGCUCCACGUCAAGCUCCUGUCGGUCCAGUCGGCGCCGCUCUUGUACAACUACCACAAGGGCAUGAUCAAGAAGGCGUUCGCCGACGCCAACGGCGAGACGCUCAAGCGCCGCAAGAAGGAGGGCGCCGGCGAGCCCUUUUCGACCGCCGAGUUCGCGGCCAUCGUCAAGGGCCUCGAGACGCUCACCAAGAGCUCGCAGGAGGAGCAGGAGGGCGCGCGCGCCUCGACGCUCGCCGCAGCCGUCAACGUCGUGAGCAAGUACGAGCGCUCGGCCUUCCAGUGCCUCAUGUACACGUACCGCCACGCGUCGACGCUCGCCGUCGCGCUCGUCAAGCUCGGCCUCAAGGACUCGCACAUCCUCGCCGUGUUCCCGCCGCACCGCGCCGACAUGGUCAAGGAGGCGAUCAAGUCGCACAAGGAGAAGAGCAAGGGCAAGCAGCGCGCGAUCGACCCGGCCGACAAGGCGCUCGAGAAGAACGACGACCUCGACGAGCUCAUGCUCGCCGGCAUCGUCAAGGUCGAGGACAUCAACGACUCGGACCUGAUCGACGCCGUCGUGUGGGAGACGACGGUCAAGGACGAGGAGGAGCAGCGCGAGCAGGGCUCGGGCCAGAAGGCCAACAAGUCGGGUGGCACCAACUCGGCGUCGACGUCGUCGGCGCCCAAGUCGCUCCAGCCGCAGCAGAAGACGGCCGUCCGCGAGAAGGACUACAAGUCGGGUGGCUCGGCGUCGACGUCGACGUCGACUGCGUCGACCAAGGCCAAGCCCGUCAACUCGACGCCCGUCUCGGCGUCGUCGCUCCAGACCAAGACGGCGCACGCGUCGCAGAGCACGGUCUCGAGUGUGCCCAAAGGCCUCAAGCGCAAGCCCGACGAGUCGGCAGCCUCGGGCAACGUCACGUCGCAGCGCGAGGGCUCGCCCGUCCCCAAGAAGGCCAAGGUCGACAAGGCCAAGGUCGACAACGACAAGAAGCCGCACAAGAAGCAGGCCGACAUCGCGUCGCUCCUGAUGGGCAUGCGCCCGAUCAGCAAGAUCAAGAAGCACUCGUCGACCCUGAGCAACCUCCCCGUGAGGGAGGGCUCGCUGUUCGCGGCCGAGACGAGCGCGUGGAUCAAGAAGCCCUUCACUCUUGACCACUCGGACUUCACCAAGGGCUACAACAGCCGCCGCCUGCGCGCCUCCGCGCAGCACAAGUACGACCUCGUCAACGGGCGCUACGUGCUCAAGCCCUCGUUCUCGUCGGGCGCCGAGGCCGACGACUACGACCACGGCGACGCGUCGAUGGACGACGACUGCGUCGUUGUCGAGGACGACGACUGCAUCGUCGUUGAGCGUGCGACCGGCGGCCGCGUCGAGCAGGGCGGCCAGUCGGGCAAGGACGCGACCGAGGGCUGA